Nilaparvata lugens (brown planthopper) is the source of this 5741-nucleotide messenger RNA. RefSeq names its product meiosis regulator and mRNA stability factor 1 (gene Marf1). Gene Ontology annotation, cellular component: cytoplasm; peroxisome. The transcript has 29 exons. The record is from RefSeq and is a predicted model, not a curated record. Gene Ontology annotation, molecular function: mRNA base-pairing post-transcriptional repressor activity; RNA nuclease activity; CCR4-NOT complex binding. Lineage: Eukaryota; Metazoa; Arthropoda; Insecta; Hemiptera; Delphacidae. Bases 206 to 5266 code for a protein of 1686 amino acids. Gene Ontology annotation, biological process: post-transcriptional gene silencing.
GCAAAGUGAAAAGGCUGAAAUCCCAACAACAAGACAAAGGGCAUAGUGCUGCCUUGCAAUAUUAUUUUAACUAUAUUCCUGUGCUUUUUGUGCAGGAUUAUUAUAAAAAUGGAUUUAUUGUAUCAAUUACUUAACCAGGAUACAUUUUUGAUUUAUAGAUGAUACAAGGCCAUGACUAUUUGUCAAUGAAAGAGACUGAUUUUUUAUGGGCAUCAACCAAAUCAUGCAGACAAAAACAAAUGAUUUAUGGCAGCUGAUAAAUGAAAGCCGCAAAGAACCGCCCAUCAACCGAACAGCGAUUUCGUCACAAAAUGGCGGCGACAACGAUCUCGCCGUCAAAAGUCGUAUCAUGUUCACGUUCCCCCCUCCUCCAUUCCUCACCACAACCGCGACCAAAAAUUCGCCCACGACCCAACUGCUGGUUCGCACCAAAAGUCGCACUAAAACCGAAUGCUGUACGACGACCACCUUCUCAUCACCCAGCGACCCGUUUCUGGGUUGCGACCCGUUUUUGGGUCGCAGAAGUGAGCCGAUCCUGAGUCAUGACGCGUUUUCGGGUCGCAGUGAUUCGGCGACUGAUCCGUCAGAGGAUACCGAGGAGACAACUACGACGUCUGACAGCCAGCAGGAGUGUGAGAGGGUGACGAGGGGAAGGAGCUGUAGGAGUGGGGGUGAUAGGGGAGGGGGGAAGGUGAGGGUGAGGGCGCGAAGGGAGGGGAACAGUAGUGAUUGCGCCAGUCCUAGGCUGUUGCCGCCAAUCGGUGUCUUCUGGGAUAUUGAGAAUUGUCAGAUUCCACGAGGCAAAUCGGCGCUGACAGUAGCGCAGGCAAUCAGGGACAAAUUCUUCGCCGGCUACAGGGAGGCCGAGUUUGUGGUUGUGUGCGAUGUCAAAAAGGAGACACCGCAAGUUGUACAGGAGCUAAAUGAUGCUCAGCUUAACCUGAUCCAUGUUGGAUCGACAUAUAAGAACGCUGCUGACGAGAAGCUGCGUCAGUCGAUGCGGCGGUUCGCCGACACUCACGGCAGUUCGGCUGCCAUUGUACUUAUAUCGGGCGACGUCAACUUCGCGCCCGAUCUCAGUGAUCUUAGACAUAGGAAAAAAAUCUACAUCAUAUUGGUGCAUAACGAUUCUGUAUCAGAAACGUUAAUACUUAACGCCGAUGAACAUCAUAGUUUUCAACUGCUUGUAAAAGCACUGCCUAUCAGAAAUAUACCAACUAAGCCGACAUUCCAAAGCUACGAAGUGCUGGUAACUAAUCUGCCAGCCAACCGUGAUCCGUCUAAAGUGAGGGGGAGGCUAAAGCGGCUGGCUGAGAACUGUGGGGGGAGGGUGGGUUAUGUGAUGGGGUUGCAAACUACCCUUAGGUUUCCGUCGCUUGAAUUCGCUCUCAGAGCCAAAAAGAGAAUUGAAGGUGAAACAGUAUUCGGAAAUACAAUACGAGUUGGCUACCCUCAACCUGUAGAUAAUAACCCCAACUCUCCUAUGAAAUCGCGUUUUGUAGGUGGACAGCGUAAGAAGACAGAAGAUACAAUGCACUAUCAACCAGCUGUUGUCCAGUACGUGACUCCUUUUCCGUGGGCGCCAUCCAAUGUAUCACUUGUCAACAUGUACGGAGCAAUGCCAAUCCACCCGUCGGCCAUCGGGCCGCCGCCUCCGCCCGCUCUGCCGGGCUGCCAAGACCUGCCGGGUAUCCAGCAGCCGCCGCCUCCGCAGCUCAUGUGGGGUGGUGGAGGAGGCGGAGGAGGAGGGGAUGCGAUUCAGAAUGGCCCCGGACCCGGAGCAAAUUGGCGGGAACCAAACGGAGGCAACACGGCGAAUUGGCGGGAAACGAUCGUUCAAAAUGGCGGCGGCAGUUGGCGGGAGCCGGUGCAAAAUGGCGGCGGUUGGCAGCAGUGGAAUGGUGGGCAGAGGGGGAGGCCAAUACUAGGCUCGUCCCAAAACAGUGAGAAACGGGGCAGUGUGUGGGUGCCGCCGCCCGGCAAUGCGCAUGUCGACCAUACCUAUUCAACAUCAGCAAACGGCAAUACGACAGACGAGAGUAGCACGUCAGUGGUGGGGGGUUGGGGAGUUGCCAAGGGGUUGCCGCCUCCCCCCUCCAUAUCACCUGUCCUACCUGCCGUCACUCUGCCUGCUAACUGGCAGUGGCAUAAUAAGUCUCAAAAUGGCGGCACAAACAGAAAGUGUCGCACACCGUCGCCAUAUUUGUCGAGUACAGCAGCCACCCCGAGCCAGCAUCGGGCUUACAGUCCCUACACGCACAGUCACAGUGACAACGAGAGAUCGUUGAAUACAUCUAGUUCAGGGCCAGUGGAACUGCAAGUCACAAACUUGGAUCAGAGCAUUGAUGUUGUCGAAAUGAAGAAGAUCCUUAUGUCUCUCUUCCAGGAGCAUGUCAUGGUGUUGCACGUGGCAGUGUUUGUUCGUUCGGGAGGCAGUUUGGCGGCGGUGGUGCGCGUCGGCUCACAGCAGGGUGCGCAGUACGCCAUAUCGCAGCUGCACCGGCGCAAGGUCGGCCAGAAGCGCAUCAUGAUAUCCUAUGCGCGCGCACCAUCGCCACACAAUCCAAAGGUGGUCAGAUCGCAGGUGGCCAGCCUGCUGCGUGAGGUGCCCGGCCACCAGCUGCCUCUGUUCAAGUUCCGCGAAAUGUUUGAGAGUCGAUACAUGAACUCGAUCAGUGCGUCGGACUUGUAUCGCAUGCACGAUGUCUGCACGAUCACCGAAUCGGUCAACGGGCGAACGAUAUCAUUGAACAUCGAACAUCGUGCUUCGCCUACGCCAUCGGUGGGCUCUAAUGGAACUCAGGACCAAUCAACUGCCGGCAUCCUGGUGUGCACCCAACAUGCGAAGACAGUGCGGGGGGUGGGUGAGGGGGGCUCGGAGGUGGAGGAGGAGAGGGGUUGGGCCGAGCAAGAGGCACCCGGCCUGCCCUGUCUCAGGGUGCCGCUGCCUGAGUUCAGUGCACGUCUUCUCGCACUGCUGCAUAGUCACAACAAUAUGCUGCCGCUGGCAAGUUUUUGCGAUUGCUACGAGGCCCAGUUCGGCUCGAUUCUGUUGGACGAGACAGGUGUGCCACUUGAGCACCUGGUCACGUGUGUGUCAGGAGUGCAGAUCAAGCUCAGCGAGUCCAAUGCCAAGUACCUCUGCGCCACGCCCAAGAAUGAGAUGGCUCAUGCCGACAACAACGAAGAUAUGGACAGUAGCGUGAGCGGAGCGAAUGCGCUGAAAGGCACAGUGAGUCCGCCACUGGCCUACAACCUGCUGAUAUUCAGCCGGGAGCUGGUGGACUUGUUGCGCAACCAGCCACGAUGCAUGUUGUCGUUCAACAAGUUCAUCCCCAGCUACCACCACCACUUCCACCGCCAGUGCCGGGUCGCCGACUAUGGAUUCACGCGGCUCAUCGAUCUGUUCGAAGCCUUGCCGCAUAUUGUGCAGGUACUGGGCGACGGCAACAAGAAAAUGCUGACGCUGUCGCACCGCUCGCAGAUGCGGCGGUUCACGAGCGACCUGCUGCGUCUGCUGAAGCUGCAGCCGAACAAGGUUGUGAAUGUGAACGAGCUGCUGGCCAUGUUCGAGAAGAGCUGCGGCCGGCCGUUCUCUGCGCCCGACUACGGCCUGUGCUACCUGUCCGACCUGCUCAGUCAGCUGGUCGAGAACACGGUCAUCAUCAGCCAUGACGCCAGCAACACCUACAUUGCCAUUCCCAAGCGCGAGCAGACCAGGGAGGAGCAGGAGCGCACCAAGCUGUUUGCUCAGGAGGUUAUCGAAUUGCUGAGUUUGAGCAGACAGUGCACGAUUAAGUUUGAGAAGUUCAUUCCAGCGUACCACCACCACUUCGGCUACCAGUGCAAGGUUGCUGAUUUCGGAUUCACCAAACUCAUCGAGUUGUUCGAGGCUAUUCCUCAGGUCGUCAAGAUAGAAGAGGACAGCGAUGGCGAGCGAGUGGUGACGCUGGUGAACGACGUGAAGCUGAAGGUGCUGGCCGACCAGGUGUCCGAUCUGGUGCAGAGUCGAUCCCCCCCCGGCCUGCCCCUCUCUGGGCUGGUGGCCGCCUUCCAGUGGCAGUACGGCUACUCGCUCAAGCCGGCCGACUACAACUGCCACGACAUCAACCAGCUCAUCACCAAGCUCCACUCUCACGUCAAGCUGCAAGAACUGGACUCAGGGCCGACUCUGGUGCUGGUGGACCACCAACGCCUGUGCAACAUGUCGCUGCGUGUGUGGCGGGUGCUGAUCGAGGCGCCCAAUGGCAAGCUGAGCUGGGCGGACUUUGAGAAGCGCUACAAGGCGCUCUACAAGCAGUCCUGCAGUCUCGAUAUGCUCAGUCGCCAGCUCAAUGACACUGUCAAUGUAAUACGCGAUAAGGAGGUGUUUGUGCAGCUGACCAGCCUGAAGCUGUUCGCCCUGGAGGUGUACCGACUGCUGAGCGCAUCCGAGGGACGCAUGGCCGUCAACUGCUUCGAGGCCAGCUAUGCGCGCUGUUUUGGCAGCACUGUGCAGCCCAGCCUGUACGGGUGUGCCAACCUUAUAGCACUGCUGCAGGCCAUUCCGCAAUUUGUCAUCCUGCGCGGCAAGGGGCCGAAACGCCUCAUUCUGCUCAACAAGGCAUUGGCUGUUGCUGGUAUAACACUGCCCUGUGGAUUAAUAAGGAAUCCGAUUAGAAGCAGUUCUGCGUGUGAAUUAGAAAAUAGAGGUCCUCAACAACCAUGGCCCGCCCCUCCCUCAGAAGCUUUGAGUGGAUUGCGCUUUCCUCAGAGUGAUAGUGAAGCGAAACCUCAAGAUGAUGAAGAGAUUUGUGAGGGUGAACCGUUUACACCGAAAAAAGAGUGGAAAACGACAUGGCCGAACUUCAAUAGAGCUCAAGAGUCUGGUGGAAAACAGUCGUUCGUGGUGCACCUGCCAAAGUUCACCACUCCGCCACCGCUGCUCGAUUCGCUAGUGUCGCCCUGCAAGUACCUGCUGCCGGCCAAUGGCGGACUCUGGCCCCGCCCCCUUCCCCCCGACCCUUCCCAACUACCAAUGCCCAAACUGUAUCUGGAUGAUAGCACCACUAUUCCAACGAGUGACAAGAAAAGCCCGGCACCUGCACCACAAGCCACUACUGCCACACUGCCAACUGAAGCUGACCUGGUGCAAGACAGCGAGGGCUCUUGCUCGGGGUCUGAGCUGAAUGUCACCGACCAGGCCAAUGUCAGCACCACUAGCACUGGCAGCAAUGUUAGACGUAAACUACGUCUGGCCGCACAUUUUCAAACUCCUUUGGAGUGAACUAUUUUUUGUACUUUUUCUACUAAGUCUACCAGAAACUUUAAGUCAAUUUUUAAUACACUUAGUUUGUAAUGGAUGUUUUCUGUACUAGAGUCCUAUUUCGAGCGAAAAUAGCAAAAUGGUUUAUAAAGUACAAUUUCCUUUUUCAAGUUUCCAUCCUAGAUAUAAAAUGUUUUCAAAAUAGUUGAUAUUGUAGUCAUAUUCUAGACUAUCAACUAUUCUGAAAACAUUUUUUGAUCGAGGUUUGCUGAACAUAGAAUGUCUAUGAUGAAAACCUUGAAAUAGGGAAUAAUAGUGUAGAGUGUAUGUACCUUAUCAACAGUCAAUCAAUGUUUCCAUCAUAAUUUAGUCUCUCUAUAUACAAUUUUUGCCAUGUUGGAUCUAUGUUUUUAGAAUAAUUAGUACCUAGUGUACUGGACAAUUAUUUGAAUUUUCUAUCAUAUUGCUAUUGUCGAUUUUAUUUUGUUCAAAGCUU